AUGUCGUGGCGUAUNGACCUCUCAAUCGACGGUGAGCUCUCUACCUUCUUCGAAGACUACGAAUUCAACUUGAUCAACGCCAUUGACGAUACUGAAAGCAUCGACGAUGUUGACAUCACCACCUACGUGUCUCGCCUCAACCACAAGGACUUCUCCUACAACAUCGGAGUCACAGCUAACGCUGAUGAGGUGGCAACCGUACGCAUCUUCCUGUGCCCCAAGUUGGACUCGAACGGCAUCGAGUAUACCCUCGACGAGGCUCGAUGGGGCUGCAUCCAAGUCGACAAAUUCUGGACUAGUCGUAAGUAUUCAACUAAAAAAGAUACUGGCAUAUACUGUACUCAUAAUUUUCUUCGAUUCACGAUCGAUUUCUAAAAUUCAUUAACAAUGGUUUU
Molecule: messenger RNA, 395 nt
Organism: Hyalella azteca
Lineage: Eukaryota; Metazoa; Arthropoda; Malacostraca; Amphipoda; Hyalellidae
Product: hemocyanin A chain-like
Exons: 1
Coding region: 1-375 (124 amino acids)
Source: RefSeq, a predicted model, not a curated record